Scheffersomyces stipitis CBS 6054 is the source of this 3451-nucleotide messenger RNA. It is a transcript of the gene MET10, whose product is annotated as sulfite reductase subunit alpha. The transcript is spliced from 2 exons. The coding region runs from base 52 to 3378 and encodes 1108 amino acids. Gene Ontology annotation, molecular function: sulfite reductase (NADPH) activity; flavin adenine dinucleotide binding; FMN binding. The record is from RefSeq and is a predicted model, not a curated record. Lineage: Eukaryota; Fungi; Ascomycota; Pichiomycetes; Serinales; Debaryomycetaceae. Gene Ontology annotation, cellular component: cytosol.
UUUUCUUGCUUCUUUCUUCAAGACUCGUACUAUCCCUGGAUUCAUAUCAUUAUGGCUCCACACGCUUUAGCAGCCGAGUCGCUCAACGGAAGCGAAACUGCAAGUUUUGUAGAAUUGGACUCCGCCAGCAGUGCUAUUCUCAAUGCUAGUCCUUUUGGAUCUACUGUCGACCCCAACUUGGUCAAAGGAACUGCCUAUACUUCGCCUUCCAUUAUUAUAAACCAGGCCAUCUACUCCAUUGCCACUAAGAUCUUCUCCUACGAGACUGUUGGUGCUGAAAACUUGUUGGACUCUCAUAUUCAACUCUGGGCCCAGAAUUUCCAUAGAGAAAAUUCGUUUGGAGUAGUUCCAUUCUUCCACAAGUUACAGGUCAGAUCUGGUGCAUCCAAUGCGAUCUUGGGUUACUUCAAGAAGAACGGAACCAGUGGUCAACCGGUCGCUACUUUGGUUGGUGCUAAUGCCUUAACGUAUAUGCGUACUUCAUUGGCCGGAAAGACAGCUGAAAGCUUACCUUUAGCAUUCAAUGUAUCUGCUAUUGAUUAUGAUUCCGCUUCUGAUUCGUUGGUCUCCAACUAUAUCACUCCUUUGAGUGUUGCUCGUUCUUUGGGCUACGCUACUAUUACUCCUGUUAACUCUCAAUCUGGUUUGGAGUUGCAGCACGUGACGGUGUUGAACCACUACUUGGUUUCGCUCAUGGGUGUGCCUUCGUUGAAUUUGUUUGACGGUCCUGAAUUCUCCAAGACCUUCUCUAAGUUCUCGCACUUGCUUUCAGUAGAAGAUGUUGGCAGAUUGUACCAGCAGUUAUUGACUGCAACUACUGCCACUCCUACCUCUUUAGAUGAGGCUGUUGACGUUGCCUUUGAUACCUUGAACAGAUUGACAGGUCUGACUUACUCCCAGUUCGAAUACUCAGGUGCACGUAACGCCACCACUGUCUUCGUAGUCUACGGAUCCCAUGAAUCGACACAAGUUGGUGCCUUAAUUGAAGCCGGUGUCCCAGGCGUAGGUUUGAUCAAAGUCAGAGUGCCAUUGCCUUUCAAUCAGGCCAAGUUUGUAGAAGCCAUUCCAGCUUCCACCAGGAAGUUAGUUAUCUUGUCUCAAACUGAUGGUUCUGCUACUAGUUCUUUGAAGGCCGAUGCUACUGCUGCUUUGUUCUUGACUGGUAGAUACAGUGCUUUGUCUUUGGACGAGUUCUCCUACCCAUUGAAAUUCGACUGGACGCCUAUUACUAUCUCCAAGAUUAUCAGUGAGUUUGUUCCAGAUUUCAACCCCGAGCUGGUAUUGGCCCCUAGUGCUCUCCAGAGCUUUGUUGGACAGAUCACUGCCAACACCUCUCCCGUAGGAAAGUACUUGAUCUGGGGCAAGGACAAUGGCUCUUUCGUAGGAACCGGCGAUAAAUUGGCUCUUUCGUUAUCGUUGGACGAUUCGAAGACCGUCAGCAUCAGAAACAAGUACGACAACUCCAGAGCGGGUGGUGUUAUUCAGUCUUCGAUUGCUACAAACUUCAACAACAACAUUAUCGCUACCGUAGAUUCUGCCGACGUUGUCAUUAUCGAAGAUCUGUCUUUGUUGGCCAGCUACGACGUCCUCGCCACUGCUGCCCCAGGAGGCACAGUUUUGUUGGGAAACUUCAAGACUAUUAAGGAGUCUGUGGAUAUCGACAUUGUGGAAAAGUUGCCUAUAGAAUUCAGAAAGACUUUAGCCAGAAACCACAACAAGUUGACUAUUAUUGACUUCAGCAUUGUUGACGAGUUAGACGAGUUGAACUCUUCCACCAAAGGAUUUUCAGCAGACUUCUUAGUCCAGUUGGCUUUCUGGAGGGCUGCUUUGCCUGAAUUGGAUGGCUUUAUCGUCAACAAGUUGUUACAGGCUAACGGUAACUCGUUUGAGUUAUUGGCUGCUGUCUUAGACAAAUUCAUCAACAUUGCUGACGAGAAGGCUGGUUUGAAGGAAGUGGCUGUAUUGCCAGAAUGGGCUGAACUUGAAGAAGAAACUGAAGCCGCUGAAGCUGGCGACGAAGAGGCCGCUGAAGAAGAAAUUCCAGAAGCUUUGCCAUUCUUCGUUUCGGAAACUUCUAUCUUCCCCAACCCACGUACUCCUCAAGAAGCUGCCGAAGAAACCAAGUUGGUUGGCUAUAAACAUUUGGCUAGCAAGUUGACUUUCCCAGAAGCAUAUAAUACGAAGGAAGCUCUCAGACCAGACUUGCCAGUCAAGAAUUUCGUAGUGAAGGUGCAAGAAAACAAGAGACUCACUCCUCAAGAAUAUUCUAGAAAUAUCUUCCACAUUGAGUUCGAUGUCACUGGCACCGGCUUGACUUACGAUAUUGGUGAAGCUCUUGGUAUUCACGGCCGUAACAAUGCCGAAGCUGUUGAAAGCUUCUUGCAGUUCUACGGUGUGGAUGGUGACCAAAUCGUUGAAAUCUCCAACAAGGAUGAUACCUCUCUUGUUGAGACCAGAACUGCCAGACAGGCUUUGACUGACAGCGUUGACUUCUUGGGAAAGCCUCCCAAGAGAUUCUACGAGAGCUUGGCUGAGUAUGCUGAAACUGAAGAUGACAAGAAGAAAUUGACUACAUUAGCCAAUGCUGAAGGUGCUGAGGAGUUGAAGAAGAGACAAGAAGUCGAUUUUGACUCUUAUGUUGAUAUCUUGGAAGAAUUUGCCUCUGCUCGUCCUCCUUUUGCUGACUUGGUCAAGAUUAUUGCUCCUUUGAAGAGAAGAGAAUACUCUAUUGCUUCUUCUCAAAGAAUCCACCCUAACGCGGUUCACUUGCUUAUCGUUGUUGUAGACUGGGUCGACCCUCGUGGCAGAAUCAGAUACGGACACUGUUCCAAGUACUUAAGUGAUUUGAAGAUUGGCGACGAGUUGGUUGUCAGCGUCAAGCCUUCUGUUAUGAAGUUGCCUCCAUUGUCAACCCAACCAAUCAUCAUGUCUGGUUUGGGUACUGGUUUGGCUCCAUUCAAGGCUUUUGUCGAAGAAAAGAUCUGGCAAAAGGAACAGGGUAUGGAAAUUGGGGAAAUCUUUUUAUUCUUGGGUUCCAGACACAAGAAAGAAGAAUACUUGUACGGUGAAUUAUGGGAAGCCUACAAGAGUGCUGGUGUUUUGACUCACAUUGGUGCUGCCUUCUCUCGUGACCAGCCUCAGAAGAUUUACAUUCAAGACAAGAUCAGAGAGAGCAUUGAAGACUUGACUGAUGCUGUGUGCUUGAAGGAAGGUUCGUUCUACUUGUGUGGUCCAACAUGGCCCGUUCCUGAUAUCACUGCUUGUCUUGAAGAUAUUGUUAAAAACGGUGCAAAGAGAGCCGGUCAAGAAAUCAAAGAUGUCGCUAAGGUUGUUGAAGACAUGAAGGAAGACGGCCGUUACAUCUUGGAAGUUUACUAGACGGUAGUUGCUUUAUAUAGAACUCUAGAAGUAUGCAAAUAUGAACUAUUUAUCAGAUUAGAAGUUAUUAUAU